AUGCCGGGAAACCUUCCUUCACGACUUUGGGACGUUUUGUCCAUUCUGGCGGGCUCCUGGGUAGAGCUGGAGUUGAACGGGAACACAGCGUCCCGCGGUGCGCCGACCGCCCCGCCGUCCACGCCCGCUGCAGACCAGCUCAACGCCAACGCUGCCGCGAGCCUGCAGACGGCGUCCGUCCCCGAGAGCGAGGACACCCUGAUCGGAGGACUGGAGCACGUCCCGUCCUCGUCCUCCAUCCACAACGGAGACAUGGAGAAGAUCCUGCUGGACGCGCAGCACGAGUCCAGCCAGAGCAGCUCGUCCUGCGACAGUCCUCACAGGCCACCGAGUCCAGACCAGGACGAGGGGCAGAUAACGUUCGACGUGGAGAUGUCCAGCCUCAAAGACAGUCAGUCCGAGGACGACGGUCCAGAGAAGGACAGAGAAGAAGACAUCCUGAUGAACAAAGAAGUAGACUGGGUCUCUGAUUGGUCCAGCCGACCGGAGAACGUCCCCCCAAAGGUGUUCCACUUCAGGCACCCCCGGCGUUCAGUGUCUCUCAGCAUGAGGAAGAGUGGGGUCAUGAAGAAAGGGGGCGUCUUCUCUGCCGAGUUCCUCAAAGUCUUCAUCCCGUCCUUACUCCUGUCUCACAUCCUGGCUCUGGGCGUCGGGUGAGUCGACGCAACGUCCUGC
Etheostoma cragini (Arkansas darter) is the source of this 675-nucleotide messenger RNA. Its product is annotated as BCL2/adenovirus E1B 19 kDa protein-interacting protein 3-like. The record is from RefSeq and is a predicted model, not a curated record. The transcript is spliced from 5 exons. Bases 1 to 657 code for a protein of 218 amino acids. Gene Ontology annotation, biological process: defense response to virus; positive regulation of apoptotic process; mitochondrial outer membrane permeabilization. Gene Ontology annotation, cellular component: mitochondrial outer membrane; nucleus; mitochondrial envelope. NCBI's taxonomy places the organism in Eukaryota, Metazoa, Chordata, Actinopteri, Perciformes, Percidae.